GCUUCCCUCAACCACUGCCUUCGCGCGCCUCGCAGUGCGUUCUGGGAAGUGUAGUUUCUGCGAGUCACCAGCGAGAAACUGGGCCCGGGAAGAAGUGUACAAACAGUUACAACGCGUGGCCGUGGCCGGGCCGGAGGUCUCGGGAGGUCAAGAGACCAAGCUGUAGGCAGGCUGAUUUUCCCGAAUACACUUCAAGCACCUGAAGAUAGUCGAGCCCCCAGCAAUGGAUAAAUUUGUCAUUCGAACGCCUAGGAUCCAGAAUAGCCCGAAGAAGAAACUCGGAGAAAAGGUUUACAAGCAAGCCACGAUCGAGUCUUUGAAGAGAGUUGUGGUUAUAGAAGACAUAAAAAGAUGGAAAACUAUGUUGGAGCUUCCUGAUCAAACCAAAGAAAACCUAGUUGCUGCCUUACAAGAAUUAAAGAAGAAAAUUCCCUCCAGGGAGGUGUUGAGAUCGACAAGGAUAGUGUGGAUUUUCUUUCUGACCGGGUCUUACUGUAUACCCUGGCCUGCUCCACCUCCUGAGUGCUGGGUUACAGGUCAUGCUGUGAACAAGAUGCGCAGGCACUCAGACCCAGAGGUGGCAGGUCUUGCCAAAGAAGUUUACACUGAGUGGAAAACUUUCAUUGAAAAACAUUUGGACAGACCUUCUAUUGAAGUCCGGAGUGAUCCAAAAACUGAGUCAUUUAGAAAGAAUGCCCAGAAGUUACUUUCAGAAGGCUUGGACUUGAAGAUGGAUCACCUACUGGUUGAAAAUAUUGAGCGGGAAACGUUUCAUCUCUGCUCCCGGCUCAUUAACGGGCCCUACCGGAGAACGGUGCGCGCUAUGGUCUUCACAUUAAAGCACCGAGCUGAGAUCCGGGAGCAGGUGAAGAGCGGGGCACUGCCAGUCGGCACGUUUGUACAGACCCACAAAAAGUGACCCGAGGACGGGCCCAGCGCUGGGCCUUGCUCCACCAUUCAAAGACUCUUUUGAGUUUAGGUGAUGCGGAUGUUGGCUGUGCUGGAUAUUCCCAUGGUGCCGUUCCUUCAGACAGAAUGUGGGGAGCCCUGGGAGAUAGGCCUGUGGGAGCGGCUUCAUUAGCUGCCUUGCGCUGGCGCUGCCUGACGGACGAACAGGGCUGUCACUAGGAAGCGCCAUCCAGUUGCCGUCACCCAGCACAAUGGAAGGGUGACAGGUUUCACUGCGAGCUCGCCAAGGACACCUCUAAACUUCCCCAUGUCAGGCAGAUGAAGUUACCACUUUAUUUCGCCACCCUGCAGGUAACUGAAACUCAAUUACUGCUGCUCCUCACUCGGUUCCAUCCCCCUGAGUUUAGACAGCUCCUCUGCCUCUCAGAACUCCCCUGUCUGCUCUCUUUGCUCUACCCCAGGGGUGAGCCCACUGGAGCCUGCGACCAGCCCUGCUUGCCAUCGCUCACUUAUCUGAGCCUUUCAGCUCUCCCUGGAAGACCUUCAGGGAUGGGCUCCCGAGCCCCCAUGCUGAGGCUUCUAAUGAGGAGCUGGCCUGAAGCUUCCCUGCACCUCAGGGUUCAUUUGAAUACGGGCUCUGUUGAAGAUGCAUAAUGAAAUUUCUCUUGCAGUGACUUACUGCAGUAAGAAAAAAGUGCAUACGUGAAGAUUUUCAAUGAAAUCCAUCUCUACAUGCCUGCUUGGAUGGUUAUGUAAAUGGUACUUGCUCUUUAAAAAGUAAUAGUAAACUGAGAUAUACUAAAACAA
This is a messenger RNA of Grammomys surdaster, 1716 nucleotides long. RefSeq names its product transcription elongation factor A N-terminal and central domain containing 2 (gene Tceanc2). Gene Ontology annotation, cellular component: nucleus. The transcript is spliced from 6 exons. NCBI's taxonomy places the organism in Eukaryota, Metazoa, Chordata, Mammalia, Rodentia, Muridae. Gene Ontology annotation, biological process: DNA-templated transcription. Bases 224 to 919 code for a protein of 231 amino acids. The record is from RefSeq and is a predicted model, not a curated record.